This is a messenger RNA of Vespa crabro (European hornet), 2491 nucleotides long. RefSeq names its product mitotic spindle assembly checkpoint protein MAD2A (gene mad2). The coding region runs from base 276 to 911 and encodes 211 amino acids. The record is from RefSeq and is a predicted model, not a curated record. Gene Ontology annotation, biological process: mitotic spindle assembly checkpoint signaling. Lineage: Eukaryota; Metazoa; Arthropoda; Insecta; Hymenoptera; Vespidae. Gene Ontology annotation, cellular component: nucleoplasm; cytoplasm; kinetochore. The transcript has 5 exons.
AACCUCUAAAAACUAUAUUAUAAGAUAAAUAAAGAUAACUCUUAUCAUCUACUUUUUAAUUUUGUGUUCCUUAAUCAGAUAAUUUCAAUGUAUAUUAAACAAAAUGUUCUAUGAUGUCAUUGGUUGAGCUAUUGCAUCUGAUUGGCUUAUCUUGUAGAUACUUUAAACAGAUUGAUCAGUUUUAAAAUGAAAGACCGGCAUCGGUUUAACCUACAAAAAGUUAUUUGUUGUAUAAAAUUAAACAGUACCAAGUAUAAAUUCGAAUUGUAGGAAAAAUGACUGAGACACAACAGAAAACAAAAUGUAUUACAUUAAAAGGGUCUGCGGAAUUGGUGAAACAAUAUUUACUUUAUGGAAUCAACAGUAUACUUUAUCAGAGAGGAAUUUAUCCUCCUGAAACAUUUGAACCAGCGGAACAGUUUGGUUUAUUCUUUUUAAUGUCAACGGAUGAGAAAAUCAAGUCAUUCUUAGAUACUGUAUUAGGUCAGAUUCAAGAAUGGCUUGUUCAGCGAAAAGUUCAGAAAAUAACUUUGGUUAUAACAAAUGUUAAUACAAAGGAAGUUUUAGAGAAAUGGGAUUUUAGAGUUGACUAUGAAGGCCAUACGCCAAAAAGUAUAAACGAUAAUAACAUGGUAGAAUUGCCUGAAGUUGGUACAAAGGAUGUGAAAACUAUCCAAAAAGAAAUUCGAGAAGUUAUACGUCAAAUUACAGGUACUGUAAGUUUUCUACCUUUAUUGGACUGUUUAUGUUCCUUUGAUAUACUAACUUAUACUGUCCAAGAUUGUAACAUUCCAAAAGAAUGGGAUGAGACUCAACCAGUAUUUAUAGCAAACAGUCAGGAAGUACAGCUCAGGUCAUUUUCAACAUCUAUCCAUAAGAUGGACACGAUUGUCAGUUAUAAAAAUGUUUGAAUAAUUAUGAUAACGAAUAAUUUAUAAAUGUACAUAUAUCUUUUGAAGAACUAUACCUUAAACAAUUAUCUUUUUAAUAAAAAGUACUACCAAUUUUUAAAAAUCUCAAUAAAUAUUUUAAUAAUGAUAUUGUGUGUAAACAUUGAAAUGUUUAAGAUUGUUUACUACCUCUAGGUUUUUAAUAGUUUACUUCAUCAAUGAGAACAGGCAUAAUUCUUGACCGAUUUUGACGAACAAAGUCUCAUUUUAAAAACGAAGGUUUAAUCUACGGUGACUUUUCGGAAGAUUUGUGAAAAAACUUUAUUUUCUUUGAAAAAGAUCGUAUUGAAGAAUGGUAUUUUUCAAGAAUAGCUUAUGCACAAAUAAAAAGCUUUUUCAAACGUCCGCCGAAAGAGUACUGUAGAUUAAACCUUCGUCUUUAAAAUGUGAGCUUGUUUAUCAAAAUUGGUCGAGAAUUACUUUUGUUCUCCCUAAUGAUGCAAAUGCCGUUUUCGACAUUUUUCGCAAAGAAAACGUUUAAUACUGUGGCGCCGAAAUUUACGGCAAAAGAAAUGAAGCUCGUACGCCCACUACUGAUUUUCAUAUACGUGUUUAAAUGGUUUGUUUUAUGUCAUGAAGUAGCGAUUAUCUAGUUGGUUGUGUGCGUAAAUAGAUAAUGCUCAGAUUUUUUUAACGUUUCCAAACGCAAAGAAAUGGACUUCAUGAUGCUCGCACGGAGGAAUUAUGAUGAAAACCGCAGCGGCCGCCCAAAAACGAUGGCUUAUCAAAGCCAUGCUUGAUGAAAAUCGGCGAUAUAGUUUGCGCGAGGUAAUGAAUGCCACUAGGAUUCCCAAAACAACAGUGCACAAGAUGGAAUAUGUUAAUCAAACUGUGAAGUUUGGGUUCCGUACUUACUGACGGAGACCAGCUUUAUGAAUCGUAUCUCUACGUACGACUUAUUUCUCCAGUGACAUGAAAAGAAUCCGUUUCUGAAGAGGCUUGUCAUUGGAGACGAAACUUGAAUUUGAUAUGAAAAUGUGCAUGGAAAACACAUUUGGUGUAAGGACAAUAGGUCUUCAACUGUCGUAAAGUCGAGACUACAUUCCAAAAAAGUUCUUUUGUCCAUUUAGUGAGGAUUGGAAAGGCGUAAUUUUCUACAAGCUCCUUCCUCAAGGUGAAACAAUAAAUUUUACGAAAUAUUGUCAUCAAAUGGAUCAAUUGAAAGCUGCCAUAGCAAAAAAACGACCAGAAUUAAUGAACCGAUGAGGCGUUGUUUUUCAUUAUGACAACGCGAGACCACAUAUUGCAUUAGCGGUAAGAGAAAAACUCUUACAGUUUGAUUGGGAUGUUUUAUCGCAUCCUGCAUACUCUUCAGAUCUUGCUCCAUUUGAUUAUUACUUCUUUCUGACUUUAAAAAAUUCUCUUCGCGAUAAGCGCUUUAAAUCCAUCAUUAAAAUAAGAGCGCACUUCCAGGAUUAUUUUUUGUCCAAAACACAACAAUUUUGGAAAGAAGAUAUAAUGAGGUUUCCUGAGAAAUGGAAGAAGGUAAAAGAGCAAAAGGGUUCUUAUAUAACAAAAUAAAUAAUAUCUUAAACAGUAAA